GUUUUGCAGGUAUGCUUUCACACCCAUAUGCAUCUGCUUUCAAUUUGUACUCCCAAGCAAGAAAAACAACGCCAAUUGCUGCCGCCUCGUCAGUGAGUUGUCCAAUUGUGAGCCCAAACAUGGAUGCUACACAAAAGCUUCUCGCCAUCAUGGCUACGGUUAAAUCGUUUGAGCAAGUCAACGAUUCAGAUGGUUUGAGCUCACCAAGCUCUCCGGAGUCUCCGACCGAAUCUCCAAACGUGAUUUCAUCUGUUCAAGCAUCGACAAUUGCUGACAUAAUCGGACAUUAUGUGAAUGGAAACUCUAUCAAAGAUGUUGUGAAUUCUUCACAAAAAUCGGCUUCACAGCCCCGCACUGCACGCGAACCACGCAUAAAAAGACCAAUGAAUGCUUUUAUGGUGUGGUCGCAACAACGUCGCCAACAAAUUGCAGCAACAGGACAGAAAUUUCACAACUCUGACAUUUCAAAGAUGCUUGGAGCUGAGUGGCGAAAAAUGGAGGAGCACGAGAAAGUUCCUUUUGUUGAGCGCGCAAAGCAACUCCGCGAAGAGCAUUUCAAUGCCCAUCCAGACUACGUGUACAGACCAAGAAGAAGAAAGCGUGUCGAGAAGAGCGCUGGUAGUGUGGACAGCAACAGUGCGGAUGAGAUAACUAAACCUGUAAACGUUUAUAAUAGCAGCACAUACACCAAUGUAUUCAGUCAAUUGUUUUUCAAGUUGCUUUGUGAUACCCAUAAUAAGAAUCAAGAAUCCCAAGGCUUCAAGAUUACAAAUAAUGACCAAGUAAUAAUGUGAUUUCAUUUAUUAUCUUCUCGUUUCAAUUCCAGUCACACUUGUUACAAUAACUUAUUUUCUUGUCUGCAUAUGUCAUUCUAAAAACGAAUCAUAAUCUAUUAUUGAAUGCACAUCAUCAUCACUCUUUUAAACGGUAACCAAUACACAACAAAAUACUGUAUUCAUCAUUUCUUAUAAUGCAAAACAACAAACUUUAUUCUAUCCUCCAAUGUAUUUAAUGAUCUCACUUUCUUUUCUCUGUGUUACAUUAUUAUAUCGUCAAAUAAUAAAAUUCUGGAACAAAGUGACUGGUGAAU
Molecule: messenger RNA, 1090 nt
Organism: Caenorhabditis elegans
Lineage: Eukaryota; Metazoa; Nematoda; Chromadorea; Rhabditida; Rhabditidae
Gene: sox-4
Product: Sex-determining region Y protein
Exons: 4
Coding region: 120-794 (224 amino acids)
Cellular component (GO): nucleus; nuclear speck
Molecular function (GO): DNA binding
Source: RefSeq, marked reviewed